AUGGGCCUUUAUACAAUUAUCAAGAAACAGAGGAGAAAAGAUAAAGAAAUACGUAUUUUGAUGCUAGGCUUGGAUAAUGCAGGAAAAUCGACUAUUGUAAAGAAGAUUAGUGGUGAAGACGUGACGACAAUUUCACCGACAGUAGGCUUUAAUAUUAAAACAUUAAUAUGGGAUUGUUAUAAAUUAAAUAUAUGGGAUAUUGGAGGACAAAAGGUUUUAAGAGGAUAUUGGAGAAAUUAUUUUGAAUGUACAGAUGCAAUUGUAUGGACAGUAGAUUUAACAGAUCGUAUGAGGGUUAAAGAAUGUUGUGAAGUUUUAAAAAUAUUAUUAAAAGAGGAUAGACUUCUGGGUACAAGUUUAUUAAUAUUGGGUAAUAAAUGUGAUAUGGAAUCGGGAAUGGAUAUUGAGGAAUUGAAAUCGUAUCUUGAAUUAGAAGAUAUUACUUCUCACAGUUAUAAUAUUUUUAAAGUAUCCGCACUUUUAGGAUUAAAGUUGUAUGAUGCGUUUAAGUGGUUAAUUGAAGAUAUAGAAAAAAAAAAAUAUCGAAGUUAA
Messenger RNA from Pneumocystis murina B123, 552 nucleotides. RefSeq lists its product as hypothetical. Gene Ontology annotation, biological process: protein folding. Gene Ontology annotation, cellular component: cytoplasm; microtubule cytoskeleton. The coding region runs from base 1 to 552 and encodes 183 amino acids. The record is from RefSeq and is a predicted model, not a curated record. The transcript has 6 exons. Lineage: Eukaryota; Fungi; Ascomycota; Pneumocystomycetes; Pneumocystales; Pneumocystaceae. Gene Ontology annotation, molecular function: GTP binding; GTPase activity.